Molecule: messenger RNA, 8079 nt
Organism: Lagopus muta (rock ptarmigan)
Lineage: Eukaryota; Metazoa; Chordata; Aves; Galliformes; Phasianidae
Gene: RNF150
Product: ring finger protein 150
Exons: 7
Coding region: 178-1476 (432 amino acids)
Source: RefSeq, a predicted model, not a curated record
AAACGGCCCCGACAUGAAUUAGGCGGCGGGCUGCAGAGGGGAGGGCCCCCUCGCCCGCCCUUCCCGCACGGCGCCCGGCGGGAGCAGCGCCGCCCCGCACGGAGCCGGCGGUCGGGGCACACACGCACACGCGGCGCAGGCGGGCGGCGGGGGCGGGCCGGCCGGGGGGGCCGGCAGAUGAAGAUGGCAAUGUCUGUGAUCCAAGCGUGCCGCAGCCUGGCUCUCUCAACAUGGCUGCUGUCCUUUUGUUUCGUGCAUCUGCUGUGCCUGGACUUCACCGUGGCCGAGAAGGAGGAGUGGUACACGGCCUUCGUCAACAUCACCUAUGCCGACCCGGCGGGCGGCGGCGCCGAGCUCCGCAGCGAGAAGAGCGAGUGCGGGCGCUACGGCGACCAGUCGCCCAAGCAGGACGCCCGCGGGCAGGUGGCCCUCUCCGCUUCGCCCGCCGACCGCUACGCCUGCGACCCCGGCACCCGCUUCAACGCCCCGGCGCCGGGCAAGAGCUGGGUGGCCCUCAUCCCGCGGGGGAACUGCACCUACAAGGACAAGAUCCGCCACGCUGCCGCUCAGAACGCCUCCGCCGUCGUCAUUUACAACAUGGGCUCCAGCAACGCCAACGAGACCGUCACCAUGCCCUACGCAGGCCUCGAUGAUGUUGUAGCAAUAAUGAUUCCUGAACCAAAAGGAAAAGAGAUAGUGAGCCUCCUGGAGAGGAACAUCACUGUGAUGAUGUAUAUAACUAUUGGGACACGAAACCUGCAGAAGUACGUCAGCCGGACCUCCGUGGUGUUUGUCUCCAUCUCCUUCAUUGUGCUGAUGAUCAUCUCACUGGCAUGGCUGGUCUUCUAUUACAUCCAGCGAUUCCGCUACGCAAAUGCCAGGGACAGGAAUCAGCGCCGGCUUGGAGAUGCUGCAAAGAAAGCAAUCAGCAAGCUGCAAGUCAGAACAAUCAGGAAAGGUGAUAAGGAAACUGAAGCAGACUUUGAUAACUGUGCUGUUUGUAUUGAAGGCUACAAACCCAACGAUGUUGUCAGAAUUUUACCUUGCAGGCAUCUUUUUCACAAGUCCUGUGUAGACCCCUGGCUGCUAGACCAUCGUACCUGCCCUAUGUGUAAAAUGAAUAUUUUAAAAGCUCUAGGGAUCCCGCCCAACGCAGAUUGUAUGGACGAUAUACCUCCAGACUUGGAAGCCUCCAUAGGAGGACCACCAACCAACCAGAUAACAGGAGCCAGCGAUAUUACAGUGAACGAGAGCUCUGUAGCCCUGGAUCCCCCGGUGCGGACUGUGGGAGUACUACAAGUAAUCCAAGACGUAGACUCCUUUCCCCAGGCUGGGGAGGGUAACUUCACAACAAGCAAUGAACAGGAGCCAGCUGUCAGCAGCGAUUCAGAUAUUUCAUUGAUUAUGGCAAUGGAGGUUGGACUGUCCGAUGUGGAGCUUUCCACUGACCAAGAUUGCGAAGAGGUGAAGUCUUGAAAAACAAACAGAUCUCUGAGACUAAACUACAGGGGAGGGCCACAGGGAGGGACCGAGUCGACCUUGUAGGAUUUGGACCAGUCACGCACUUGCCUCCAGAGCACUGUCACUCCUGCACACUCCAUUCUGAGAUGGUCACGAAAAGCAAUAGCAACAGUUGUGUCUGCCUGGACGCAGUUCCAUCGUCUACGUACAUUCGUAAUGUUCACAUGGGAGAUGAAUGCUUCCAGUUUGCCCACGUGCUUGAGAGCAGCCAUGUAACUCUUGAGUGGCUCAUAAAUACGCAACUGAAAUGACAGCUUGAGUGUUUUCUACACUUGUUCAAUUGCGUUUUUGUUGGUUUUUUUUUUUUUUAAGAGGUAUGUUUGUUAUGUUUGUUUGUUUGUUUAUAGUUUGUUAUGAAUAGACAUUCUUUUUGUUGACUGACCCCCAGCUUUUUCAAGAGUUCAGUCCAAAAACCUCAAUUCCCCGUUCACUGGUCACUUAAUGAUCCCACUCCAGGAUCUAUCAUUGCCUGUUAUUACUUCAUGAAGUACACGUGGCUUCAGAGGCAUGGUGCACCAGCAUCCUGUGUAAAUGUGAAACUUGCUUGCAUUAAGUGGAGCCUGGGAGAUGUUGUAAUCUGAAGGUCUUUAUUUGUAGGAGAGCUCUGUAUUAACAAAGACUGCUGAGAUUUGGUUCAAAACAGCAUUAUUCUGGCUUCUUCGUACAGCUGUCUUUGAGACAAGUAUGAUACAGAGUUGAGGGAGAGAAAGAAGUGACUUGUAGUCCUUUGCUGCAUUGUAUGCUGUUAGUACAGUAUGUUAGUAUGUACUACAUGUUAGUAUGUACUUACUUCCUUGCUUAUAUAUAUGUAUUCCAAACCAUUCUGGGUAGAGAGGAAGGAAUCUGAAAAUUAACAGAAGUAACCCAAAUCAAAACAUCCAAAUAAGAAUCAUUUGUGGUUUAAUCCAUCCUUAACUGCGCUUGCAGAGAAAAGCUUAUGAUGACUUGUUCAAUGUAAAAUUUCAUUUUUCAGUCAAAAUAUUCAACUGUGAAAAAGCAUUCUUAGCUUCCUGUUUUACAAGAGUAAAGGGUUUCUGUUGACAGUCAGAUGAUUUGAAUCACAUUACUGCCUCCUGAGUAAGUCAGCAGAAUCAACGAUUCAUCUUACAUUGGAAUUUCAUGGAGAGGUCAAACAUUUUCACUUGUAUCACUGCAGCAUCUCUAAACACAACCAUUUGGGUUCCUUGCUAUAUUUAAACUUCCUUUUAGAUUUGCUCAGCUGAGGAAAACAGCUCCCACCCGAAAUUCAGCUUGUCAGAUUUUAUUCAGCAACAAAUGUGUUUAGAACUGUACCCAAAGUUCUGGACAGCUUGCUUUUUUAUUGUGGGGAGAAGGAAGAUUUAUACUCCGUUCUUUGGGUUCAAUAAGAAUUCAGUUUGUUUUAUGGCUUUUUUCUUUUUUUUAAUGUUUUUAGCCUGUAAGUUGUAGGGUAUGUUUGAGGCUUGAAAACCAUGAUCCAGAUAUGUGCCCUGAUGUUUUUAUAAGCCAUUCAAAUGAACAUCUCUCCUUAAUUAAUGAAAUGCAAGCAGUUUGGAAUCUGUUUCAUUUGAAAAGGACGUUAGAGAUUGUUAGGGAGCAUGCAGCUGAGUCACUCUUGCCAAUAUUUGUGACCCUAUUCCCUGCCACUAGGGGUAAUGCUGCCACUGUCAGGGGCAUUUCUGCUUAAAUUCACCCCUUCACAAUAGAGUUUACACCAAGUACCACAUCAGCCCCACUUAAGCUCUGAAUAUAGUGCUGAAAUGAGAUACAGGUGGUGCUUACACCUCCUAUUGGCCCUUUACACAGUAGUGAAAUGUCACCGUUGACUGUAGGGGGAAGGCAGAAGCUGGUUAUACACAGACAGGUCUCCCAGUGGGAAGUACAGAUGCUGGUAUAUUAUUUUCUGUAGUACUGGAUCCUGGGUGCUUCAUGUCACAGAGCAUCAUAACACGAUGUCCGAGUUGUCAAUGGUCCUUUCACAGCUGCCUGCUGCAGCCCAGCACACAGACAAAGCCCUUGACUGAAUUGCUGGAGUAGCUGCCACAAAGUCUUUUUUGCCAGAGGAAUUAAGCUAAUGGACAAACUGACUGAUUAUCUGUUGCUAUAAUGGAGUACCCCGCAGUACAGCACAGCAAAUGAGGUCUGUGUUUGCACCAGAGGCUGUAAAAAAGGCAAGGCAGGAGAUGGAGCCUCCAGUUAAUGGUGAAGGGGGUCGUUUGCCUGGCAAAAUCAUUAAGGGAGCUAUGCUGAAUGCAGCAGCACAUCAUAACUGAGCCCCUGCCCUUAUCACUAGGAGCAGUAAUACUUCUCCUGAGUACCCCAUCCUAGAUCCAGUCCCUUGGCAUCUAGGGCUGGCCACCAUCAGGGGCAGAGUGCUUGGCUGGGUACAGUGUUUUUAUGUCUCAUCAUAUUCUGGUCUUUCAAAAGAGUGGUCCUAGCUCAUCUGGGCCGGGAGCAUUUUGGCUUUUGUUUUCCAAAUUCUACCUGCAGUUCUGCUCAGGAAAGAUUUUUCUCCAUAUCUCUCUUGCAGUGUUGCAUAGCUCUGAGUGCUGUGAAGUGAUCUCUAGUGCAGAGGCAGGUCACACCUCACUGAAGGCAGAACUUAGGAAAGCAUUUACGUAGAUGUUCUAAUCCGUCCUUGUUCAGAAAAGCACUUAUGGUUAAUUUUGGGCUUGCACGGAAAUGACAUUAUUUUGAACAGGUCCUCUAUGAACAUAUUUAAACCCCUGUGUCAAAUGGAAAUGUUUUCCUAAAGUAGGACCUGGCUGCCAGUGUUUUUUGUACAUAUGACCUGUGGAUGCCUUGGGAAUUUGAGGUGCUUCAGAAAUAUUAAGACCUCAGAGGUUUGUUUGUAACAGAUGAAAGCCUUAAUUCUGCAGAUCUGCGUGCCCGUGCACAGUUUUGCCUGUGUGAAUCUCUCCACUGUGAUUCUUCACAGGGUAAAAUUAAACCUCUUCGUUGGCACAUUUGGGCAAAAUUAUUCCCUUCCUGAGAGCGUUUGGCAAUUUCUCAGUACUGCUGCCUGCCAGCCCGGCAUUAAGCAGGUGGGAUUCAGCUGCCAGGGGCACAGCACUACCUGUUCAGAACAGAGAGCAGCCUUUGGCCUGCAGCGAUGGAGAAACAAAAUCCUCAGGUGCCCUCUUACAAAGAGUGCUCAAGAAUGUAGUUCUGCACACCUGCACAGCAUGGCUUUACUGCUACUGAAUCCUUUCCUCAGCUCAGCCGUUCUGGUGGAGACCCUUGCUGUGGGUUUGGGGGGUUGUGUCUUUUCCUGACUGCCUCAGAGCUUGGGAAACAGGAUUGGGACGGAUGCAGUGCUACAGUUUAUUCUCUAAGCAUUCUACAGAAUUACUUUCCACAUUUGCGUAUGUAAGUACAUUGAUAUGUCUAUGGAAACUGUAGUGAAAACAAGCUGCUGCCAUUUUUAGAGUGUUUCCAUAUGUGAGAGAACAUGGCAAUAAAGAAAAAGGCUUUGUGGAAGCAAUUUGAAAUAAAAAUCCUGAGAUCACAUAUAAGAGGUCCCUGGGAUCUCGCUACUUUACUUUAAUGAAAUCUGGGCCAGAUCCAGAUGAUGAUGUCGCAAGAAGGCCAGUACUUUGUCUCCUAUUGAACAACCAGUUUGUGAUAUGUUCUUGUUUUGUGAACAAAAUGAAUCCAAGCACUGAAGACAGAGGUAGCUCAGAAUUCAGUGUUUCACAAAGAAUGCACAUUUUGUGAUCCAAAAUCUUUGUUGUCGCACCUGGUAAUCCAGCCUCUCCUCCUCCUUGCUGAAUAAAAAGAGAUGCUCAUCUAACUUGAAACAUGUCGAGCUCAGAAGAUGCUUGCACCUGGGUGGGUUGCCCUGGCAGAUAUCUAUCUGCUGAUCUCUUAACACCUCUAUGUACUUCUAGUCAUUAGUAUACAGCUGCAGAUUCUUUAUAAAAGGUAUUUUAGUUCCCAAUCUGGUUUAACCUGGAGUGCAGUUGUCACAUAGAUUUUCCAGUCUUUUGCCUUGCAAACUUUUUCCUUGGAAUGUACACUACAGCCCUAAGAGGGGAUUCAGUGAUGAACAGGCAAAGAUCAGAGCAUGAGCCUUUGUAGACAACCUGCAAAUCCUCACUGUGGCAAUUGGUCUGCACUGAAAUGAUGAGACAGGUUGUGCCUGGCAGCAGGAGAUGCAUUUCAGCCCAGGCAGUUGGGAGUCUCCCAGGUUGUGUUUAUAAGAGCCUCAUUCCUGCCUGGUCUCUUGUCCAUAGAAAAGCUAAUUUCAAACUAAGCAUAUAGUUUGAAAUAAGCCAGGAGAAUGAGUCCACAGGCCGUGCAAACCAUGAAAAUCAGUAAUUGCUUAUUACCUUCUAUUUCAUUAGCAAGAAUGGAGACUUUUUAACCAUUUGUAGUUCUCAUAGAGCCUUGUUGGAUGAAAGUUUCUGGUCUGCUAGAAAUACAGGCCGGGGCAAGGUGGCUGUCUGAACAGAAGGCAGGAAUGGCUUGCUGUUCUGCUGCGUCCAUUUUGCAGGACUGAAAUGGUAGAGAAAUCCAUCCAUCACAAUGGAUCGCUCCAGCACAAGGGAAGGGAAUUGGUGGGAUAAAGCCAACGCCGUUCAGCCUUCUCUGUGGCAGUUUGUGCUGCCCGUGUCUCUCGUAAGGGGGGUGUUGUUCUAGCGGGCUUUUUAAUAGGGACAACUGAUCCAACACAAGCACUCCUUGAAUUCUAACAAGCUGUUACCUGGACGAAUGGAGAGCCGUGCGGCUGAAAGAGGAGCGCCAGAUGGGCUCCGCGCUCGGGCUGCGCGUGUAGCAGAUGGCAGCUGCGGGCUGGGAGGCGGCGAGCGAGGGUGAAGGCUGCCCUCUGCUGUGCGGCAUCACCGCGGCUCAGAGCCGCUCAGCUCGCUUCCUCCUCCCGGGUUCUGGUUCUUCUUUUCCAUGGAAAAAAAAAAAAAAAAGCUUUCUCAGCACGAGCUGUAUUUCAAGGAGAGAAGCAGAGGGGGAAAGAUGGAUGAAAUGUGUUGAGGGAAAAGCCAGUGGAUGGGUUUUCCAUCUGAAAUUAAUCUUGGCUCUCUUGACUAUUUUAACUGUGCAUCGGUGGAAGCUAUUGCUUUCUGGAGCAAAAGCCAAAAAAAAAAAAAAAAAAAAAAAAAAAAAAAAAGGAAUAUAAAGAAGAAAUAGCAUUUUCCUUUUUAGUUUAUUUCCCAAUUCUUCAGUCUGUGUAAAAUUCUUCAGUCUGUGUAAAAAACAAUAGCAAGAUCAGGACGCUUGGUUGCUCCAAAUUACUGCAGCUAUCCCAAAUCUAAACACUUUGUAUGUGCACAUAAUGCCAUCCUUCCUUCUUGCUCCACGUUUGGAAGCUGAAAUUACUGUACCAUUUUGUAAUUAGAAAUGUAAAGAGGGGACAGCGGGUGGGAGGGUCUGUUCUAUCUAUAGCAAGAUGUUCCUUGUAUUUAGUGAACACUUCAAAUGGUUUUGUACUUGUCAAGAUAUACAUUCCAUCCAUUUCCAGAAGAGAAUUACUUUUAUUUAGAGUAGUUUAUAAGCAAACCAAAACAAAUUGUGGUGUCCUAUUUGGACGCAGCUUAUGAACAGAGCAGAAGUAUUCUGGUUUCGAGUGAUGGCUCCAAUGUUUUUUUCCAGCAACAUCUCCUCUCGCAUGCUGCAGAGCCACACCAGCAAAUGCCAAUGUUCAAAAGGGAGUGGAGAAAAAAUGAAUGAAUACCAUAUGCAUCAGUGCACAGCUUGCCAAAGUAAUUUCCAGUUGGGAAACAACGUUCUGUAUCCGUGAGGUUCUCAGAGGCGGUCGGUCCUGCAGCAGGCGACAGGACAGGGUGUGCUGCAGCUCUGCCUCUCCCUGCAGCUGACAGCCUGAGAAACCUGGGGCACAGGGCGAGAGCAUCACACUCACACACUGCAUCUCAGCAUCUGUGGGGCCGUAGGGAUGGGGACGCGGUUUUGGCCGAAGCCGUUCUGCAGGUACUGGCGCUGCACUGGUUUUGUUUGAGUGGGAAUUGGGGUUGGGAAGCAGCUAGUGAAAGGCUGUGACAAAAUCACACUGUGGCGUUUGCAUAGGCAGCUCUUUUGCUUCCCAUCAGCUUUUUUUUCUGGUCCUCCUACCUGUGAAUGUGCUGCCAAAACGGCAGUAGCAGUUUGUGAAGCGAGCCUUUUUUCUAGGUUUACUUUCUGUAUCGCAUUGCAAACACAGCUUAACUCUUUGCUGACAUUUUAUGAUGUGUACACCUUCCCUUCCGAUGCACUUUAGCUCUCUUGAAAAAAAUGUGGGAGUCGGAAGCACCAUCCUAAAGGGAUUUGCCUGCAAUCAUGAGGCACGCGCUUUUCUUUCCUUUUCAUCUUGCUUUGUUAUAUACUGUAAAUGCUAUAGAGCAUGGACAGUGACUCAGCUGGGGGAAGUACUGAAACAUUAAGGGUAAUAUUUGGAAGCGUUAUUCAGUAGUACAACACGGCUAUUUUUGUUAUAUAGAAGAUUAUAAUGUAAAUAUGUGAGACUGUGUUAUUAUGUACUAGUAAAAUAUUGCAACUAUCAAAGUUAAGAUUGUGAAUUUCAAGGAAUUUUAUUGCAAGUUUUUUAAUAAAAUGAAUCUGAUGACCGUG